Molecule: messenger RNA, 5150 nt
Organism: Hyalella azteca
Lineage: Eukaryota; Metazoa; Arthropoda; Malacostraca; Amphipoda; Hyalellidae
Product: alkaline phosphatase
Exons: 11
Coding region: 330-2681 (783 amino acids)
Biological process (GO): dephosphorylation
Molecular function (GO): alkaline phosphatase activity
Source: RefSeq, a predicted model, not a curated record
AAUCUAAAUCUAAUAAUCGUUUCUUUUUUGUUUCAGAGAAUGAUUUUCACAUCAGAGUUAUCAACUGCCAUGCCAUUCAGAUGCUAGUAUUUCGAAUUCAUUGCUUGAUCACUUCUAAUGAAAUAGAAAACGACGUCGUUUCUUCAACGUGUCUUUUCAACAAUGGCUAGAUUUCCGUCAUUUCUAUAAAAUUGAUCAUGUACUAGAAUGUGAGAUUCUAGUGAAAAAAAUGUGAGAUUCUAGUGAGUGAAAAAAAUAGUGUUGCAGAAAAACUAUGUCUGAGAAAUCAAGUCCGAAGUGUAAUUCAUAAAGUCGACAAAUUGAACAAAAUGAUCUCCGAUGAAAUUAAGCUCUCCCGACUAAACUUAAGAAAAAUGAAUUCCGAUCUUCUUCAGAGAAAUUCCAUUUCUCUCCAGCACAAUUCAAAUGUAAAACAAAAUGUAACUAAUAUGCAGUGGAUGGAAAAUAAAGAAAAUGUUUCGUUUAUAAGAGGAAAUGUGACACCGAGUUACUUUAUUGGUGUGAAGGGUCUGAAACAGACCAGGAAUAUGCGCCCUAAGUGGUCUAUUGUUUGGACUUGGACGGUCUGGUGUCUGCUGCUGCUGCCGUAUCUAUGCUACGCUCAGGAGACUGCGCCAGAAGUCGCACCGCGCACUGAAGACAAAGAGCACUGGUAUCGUCAGGCCCAGGAGCAGCUUGAUCAGGUGCUGCAGGAGCGGUUGAAUGCAAUCAAAGGCCCCGCCAAGAACGUGAUUCUCUUCGUGGGUGACGGCAUGGGCAUGUCCACCAUCACUGCAGGACGCAUCCUUAAGGGACAGAAACUGGGAUUUACGGGUGAAGAACAUCAGCUGACCUUCGAGAAAUUCCCACACAUUGCUUUGGCCAAGGUNAGCUGGGACAUUGAAUACAAAGAGCACUGGUAUCGUCAGGCCCAAGAGCAGCUUGAUCAGGUGCUGCAGGAGCGGUUGAAUGCAAUCAAAGGCCCCGCCAAGAACGUGAUUCUCUUCGUGGGUGACGGCAUGGGCAUGUCCACCAUCACUGCAGGACGCAUCCUUAAGGGACAGAAACUGGGAUUUACGGGUGAAGAACAUCAGCUGACCUUCGAGAAAUUCCCACACAUUGCUUUGGCCAAGACAUACACGACGGACUCCCAGAUCGGCGACAGUACAGGGUGCGCCACGGCACUAAUGUGUGGUGUGAAGGCUAACGUUAACACCGUCGGUGUGGACCACCGCGUCAAGUUUGAAGAGUGCCUCGACUCCUUCAACGCGCAGGUCCCUUCGCUCAUUGACUGGGCACAAAAACACGGCAAAAGCACCGGCAUCGUCACCAACACAAGACUGACACACGGGACGCCAUCUGCCCUGUACGCUCAUUCAGCCAGCAGAUACUGGGAAGACGACUCUAGGAUGGGGAUGCGUUCCAAGGCUGUGUGUAAAGAUAUUGCGAGACAACUCAUCGAGGACCUGCCUGGCAGAAACAUUAACGUGUUGCUAGGAGGUGGCAGACGCCAUCUCCUGCCGGAGUCUGAGGCAGACAAGGAAGAGCGAGACCAGAGAGGCAGGCGAUCAGAUGGCCGCCAUCUGAUAGACGAGUGGGUGCACGACAAGAAGCAACGGAGCCUUCACGCUGAAUACGUCUGGAACAAAGGGCAGUUCGAUCAGAUCGACCCCAGGAGGACGAAUUACUUGCUAGGCAUUUUCGGCUACUCUCACUUGGACUUUGAAGUGGACCGCAACAAAGGGGCCGGCGGUGAUCCUUCUAUUGCUGAGAUGACCAUAAAAGCAAUCCAAAUCCUUCAGAAAAAUAGCAAAGGAUUUUUCCUCAUGGUUGAAGGCGGGCGCAUCGACCACGCGCAUCACCACAACAACGCUAGGCGCGCCCUGGAGGAGGUGGUCGCUCUGGACGACGCCGUGGCUGCGGCGCUGCAGUUCACCAGCGCCGCCGACACGCUGCUAGUUGUCACCGCUGAUCACAGCCACGUCAUGACGUUUGGUGGUGACAACACACCUCGCGGGACUCCUAUUACUGGUUUUGACGCGAGUGUAUCAGACUUGGAUUACAAGCCGUACACGACGCUUCUGUACGGCAAUGGACCCGGAUAUGCUCAUGCUACACCGUCUGGCCGUCAUAAUAUCACGGCUAUAAAUCCACAGGACGUCAAUUUCGUACAGCAGGCGGCCGUACCUAGGAAGUAUGAGACCCACAGCGGAGAAGACGUGCCAGUGUACGCGACAGGCCCCGGCAGUUACCUGUUCUCAGGGACAGUGGAGCAAAGCUACAUUCCUCACGCUAUCGCUUACGCCAGCUGCAUCUCGGACGACACUUCGCACUGUGAAAAACCGCCCAGCGACGACGCGUCCGCAGCCAAAAGCCCGCACACAAACAUGGUCCCGAAUUUCCCUCACGUUGCGCCAAGUUACCCUAACUUGGCACCGAACAUUUAUCACCCUGGUCGCUAUCCCCACGCUCAUGAAUCGCCUGCGACUUUUCCUGUGGAGGAAAGAAAGUAUUAUGAUUCCCACGUGAACCACCAGUACGGACCAGGGCAAGGACCUGAUCCAAACUCUGGUAGAACUAAUGGUUUCAACAGAGAAUUUGGGUUCUGGAACGCAGCCGAGAGCCUCCGACCUCGUUCCUUGUUGUUGUCGGCAGUCUUUCUCUCGUUAAUUUUACGUUGAGAAUUUUGUGCGGCUGUUUAGUAGUGUACAUAUUUAUUUUAAUUAUUUCAUUUCAGUUCCAAGAGUUUGAGAAGAGAAACUAGCCAACUAAUAAAAUCUUCAAGUCCCUCGUCAUAGUUUUAGCUGAAUUUCGUGUGCCGGGUAGGUUAGUUAUUGACAAGAAUUUGUUGGAGUUUGAACGGUCGUUAUUGUUGGGAUAGCAUAUGAAAGUAUAAGGAGGGUGAUCACUCUAUUGGAUCAUAAUUAUUUUUGUAUUAAUUACCCAUAAAAAUAAAAAUGUACAGUUACUAAUUGAAUAAAUAUAAUGUUAUAGUUUGAAUUUUAUAGCUUGCUGCGUUCUAUUGAAAUAACAACUUCGUACGAUAUUUGGUUAAUUAUUAACUUUUAGGACAAUGACUUAAUAUAAUGCGCCAGGCUACAAGCGUAGCAUACGAUUUUUGGUUGUUAACCAGAUUGUGAUGAGGAGCUCAAUUUUUAGGGAUAUCUGGUAAUUAUUCAGUUCAAUUUCCAAUUGUUGUGCAUUAUUCAUAGUUGCAGCAAUCACAUUCAAUUAAAUAAUUCGUCUUUUCUUAUGAUGAUUGAAACAGAAGUUGAAUCUAUCGCGUACGGAAUGUUACCUAUAGCUUGUGGAAUAAAUGUUUAUAUAUACAUUGUAUAUUUUUCAAAUAAAAUCGAAUAAUUAAGAUGACUAUCGUAGAGUCAAUAUAUUACAAAUUUUUGGUUCUCUAUGGAAGAAUAAAUUUCUUUUAAAUAUUUUGCUAGCCCGUUAGGUCCUGAAUAAAUCUAAUACCGAUUAGUGUUUGCGAGCAUUUCUAUUUUAUAAUAAUAAGAUAUAAUAUUGCAAGAUAUUAUUUAAUUCAUUUCAUUAAGCUUAAAUCGACUAAUUGUUCAACCCUGCUUGGUUCUUCAGUUCAAUUGUCACUCUAAUAAUAGAAUAUUUAUUAUUGCGCUUGAUUGAACAAGGAUAAGCAAGGAGUGGCAUACAUUUCCUCUUUAUGAUAUAUUUAGCUGUACCAAACACACGAGACUGCAUUCAUGGCAUAAUUAAUGUCCUUCUUUCGUGGUACACGCAUCUCUCAAGGAACAAAUAACUUUGUUGUCAUGCCAUAAACGAUAAUAAAAUGUGUGAAUAUUUAUUUUGUCUGAUCAUGCUACGUAUAGAACUUUUUGUGAUUGGUUGAUGAUUGCCGCCCAGAGUUACUCACUCAAUUUAAUGAAGGAUAAUAUCCAUGAGGUCGUAAAGUCGUAAAAUCGACGGAGUUUAGCUCGCCAUUUGUCGUAACGUAAACCCAGGUUACCAUCCACUGGCCGCACUGCCAAAAAUAGUUGAAAGUUUUUAAUGCUUUCAUUAAAUCGCUGAAGAAUUUUCAAGCUAAACCCAAUAAUCACUGACGAUAUAUCGGCCGUUACGUGUACUACCGCCGCUACGUGUACUUAGGACACUGCGUGUACUCGAUCAGGCGGCUACGUGUACUCAGACCGCCACAUGUACAUAUAGGACGCUAAAUGUACAAUUUAUGAUAAUUGGCCCCUGGGAAUAGAGCGCCGCUGUGUGUGCCGCUGUGUGUUCAUGUGUUCCUACUUAAGUUGUAUAAUUUGAGAACUUUAGUGUCUCGUACUUUCUCAGGACUAAUUUAGAUUUUAGUUUUAGUUCAUAUUGAAUUGUUAUCAAUAGAAGAAAGGAUGAACACUGCAAAAUGUUUUCAUAAUUUCUGAAGUGAGGUUUAGAAAUCCUUAAAACUUUUUUUAUCUUCAUGUCACUUAAUUGUUAAUAAUUUAUUCGAAAUCUCACCCAUGCUUGAAUCUUCAGUUCAAGAUCAGCUUUAGAUGUUCCAAAUUUAAGUAAUUCACUAAAUUUUUGGUUUCAAAAUUGAAGAUUCUGGUUUAAGGGUAUUUAUUCCAAGUAUUAAUACCUGGUAACUUAUUUAGUCUUGCAGUUUAGUACUGGUUUAUGUGAACUCUUUGAAUUAGAAUGAAAUAAUCGAGAAAUUAAGUUGUCAAUGAAUUUGUUAAAUAAUUUUUGUGGAAAAUCCUGUCCAUGUCAGUAAUGUGGUGCGAUGGAAACCUUCCUUAUAAAUAUCAACCGAAUAUAUUGUGAGUUUAAAUGAGCCCUGCAAACUAUACUUUCUUAAACUUUUCGCAGUCAACAUUAAGCUCAGGAGAGGAAAGUUCCCAUGCUUACAGUCUUUGGAAGUUGAUGUGAUGCCUAAGGCCUCUUUUAAAUGCGAAAUUAAAAAUUUUUACAAGGUAGCUAAUUAAUAACACGAUAUGUUGCCUCAAUUUUAAUUUGAACACAAUUGGCGAUUUUCAUUUAUUAUAUUCGGACCACUAUAGAUAUUGACAACUAUCAUCUAUUACAAAAUCUUUGUUGGUAUCCUAUUCGUGUUAGGCGAUCUGUUAAGAUUUCUACGCUGUUACAGUCAUCGAAUUUGCUGUUGUGCGUAAGAAUUGCAAUAAAACAAGAUUGGA